Molecule: messenger RNA, 3311 nt
Organism: Durio zibethinus
Lineage: Eukaryota; Viridiplantae; Streptophyta; Magnoliopsida; Malvales; Malvaceae
Source: RefSeq, a predicted model, not a curated record
UUUCCACAGCCAUCACCUGUUUGGGACAAGAGAAAAAUAAAUAAAGCCCAAAGCCAAACGUUUCUAACCUCUACGCUAUUCGUUCUUCCCUCUACAUUAGAAAGAAAAUUUACGAUAUCAAACAAUUUUCCACAAUAAUCAUUAAUCACAAAAUCCUGGUUCUAUAUUUUUUCUACUGGAGACUUUUUGGGGAUUUUUUUUUCAAUCGUCAUGGCCAACGAAGAACAACAACGUUAACAUCACCAUCGGCAUGGUCGACUAUAAAAGGCGUCGACCUUAAAAUUCUCGAAAGUUCGGAUUUUUAAUUGCAUUUUGUUUUUGGUUUCUAUGCUUGUUUUUCCUUCCCUUUAGGGUUAGAGUUACUUUUCAAUUGGAGCCUAAUUUUGGUGUUGUAAUCUUUCCUUAAUAGUCUUAUUAUAAGAAAAAAAAAGAUUAACUUUUUCUUUUGUAAUUUCAGUUUCAGUUUUGGUUGUAUCCUACCUAAUACUCUACAAUCAGCAAUUAUUUGAUUCUUACCUCUCCAUUUAUUCCUUUUUAUUUUAUGUAUCUUAGGAAGAAAAGAAAAACAAAAAUUGUGAAAAAAGUAUUAUCAAUAAAAUUUUGAUUAAUUGUUAUUGGUUGCCAAAAAAAAAAGUGAGAGUCGGAGUGAGAAAAAGAAAGAAAUUGUAAAAAUUAAGAACAAUGGGGAGUCCUGGAUUGGGAAAUAGAAACAGUGGGCAAAAAUUAGGUAUCACGGAACCUAUUUCGUUGGGUGGACCGACUGACUACGAUGUGAUUAAAACCCGAGAGCUGGAAAAGUAUUUGCAAAAUGUGGGAUUGUAUGAGAGUCAAGAGGAGGCUGUUAGUCGAGAGGAAGUACUGGGGAGGCUAGACCAGAUUGUGAAGAAUUGGAUUAAAGCAAUAAGCCGUGCAAGAGGUUUGAAUGAGCAAUUGGUUCAAGAAGCAAAUGCUAAGAUAUUCACCUUCGGUUCUUAUCGUUUAGGGCUGUUAAUGAGGUGGAGGUGGUAUCUUCAAGCCACUAUUGAUGUGCAUGGCCCUGGUGCAGAUAUAGAUACACUUUGUGUGGGACCUAGACAUGCAACACGAGAAGAGGAUUUCUUUGGUGAGCUACACAAGAUGCUAUCAGAGAUGCCUGAAGUAUCAGAAUUGCAUCCUGUGCCUGAUGCUCAUGUCCCAGUCAUGAAAUUCAAAUUCAAAGGAGUUUCCAUAGAUCUUCUUUAUGCAAAACUCUCGCUUUGGGUUAUUCCUGAAGACUUAGAUAUUUCACAAGACUCUAUAUUACAAAAUACGGAUGAGCAGACAGUUCGGAGUCUUAAUGGUUGCAGAGUCACUGACCAAAUUUUACGGUUGGUUCCAAAUAUUCAGAAUUUCCGGACAACUUUGAGAUGCAUGAGGUUUUGGGCAAAACGUCGUGGUGUUUAUUCUAAUGUUGCUGGUUUUCUUGGUGGUAUAAACUGGGCAUUGCUUGUUGCUCGUAUAUGCCAGCUAUACCCUAAUGCUCUGCCCAAUAUGUUAGUUUCUCGAUUUUUUAGGGUUUAUACCCAGUGGCGUUGGCCAAACCCAGUCAUGCUUUGUGCUAUCGAGGAAGGAUCUCUUGGUCUUCAAGUUUGGGAUCCCCGAAAAAAUCCAAAAGAUAGAUAUCAUUUGAUGCCCAUAAUUACUCCUGCUUAUCCUUCCAUGAAUUCUAGUUACAAUGUGUCAUCGAGUACUUUGCGAAUAAUGACAGAUGAAUUUCAGAGGGGUAGUGAAAUUUGUGAGGCUAUGGAGGCAAACAAAGCUGACUGGGAUACCCUUUUUGAGCCUCAUGCUUUCUUUGAAGCCUACAAGAAUUAUCUACAAAUAGACAUCUCUGCAGAAAAUGCUGAUGAUUUGAGAAAGUGGAAAGGCUGGGUUGAGUCCCGUCUCCGUCAACUUACGUUGAAGAUUGAAAGAUACACGUAUAACAUGCUUCAGUGCCAUCCACAUCCUGGUGAUUUUCAAGACAGAUCUAGGCCCUUCCAUUGCAGUUACUUUAUGGGUUUGCAACGCAAACAAGGAGUUCCAGUAAAUGAAGGUGAACAAUUUGAUAUAAGGUUAACUGUUGAGGAGUUUAAACACUCUGUUAAUGUGUACACUUUGUGGAAGCCUGGAAUGGAAAUCCGGGUAACCCAUGUAAAACGUAGGAACAUACCUAACUUUGUAUUUCCUGGUGGUAUCCGGCCCCUUCGUCCAUCUAAAGUAACCUGGGAUAGUAGACGGGUAUUGGAUACAAAAGCUUCUGGCCAUGCUGGAUCAGACAAGCAGGGUGAAGUUAAAGGAGUUGCGGAUGGACAGGAUGAUGGAAAGAAGAGGAAGAGGGUAGAUGACAAUGCAGAUGCUCAAUUGAGAAACACCAAAUAUGUUAAUGCUGUGCCUUCUUCUAGUCCAGAAGUUCAUGUGGGUAGUCCUGUCAGCGCUGUGAGUUCUUGUUCCACGAAAGGUGACCAUUCAAAUGCAACAGGAUUGACUGAACCAACAAGGGAAAAAGCUGAGAACAAUAUGACGAAUGGCUUAAUAAGUUCAAGAAGUGUGGAAGAGCUUUCUUCUCAUAAUGGUGAGGUUGAUGGAUCACUUAGAUGUGUUCCUUCAAAUAAGGGUUUUAUUGUGACUGCUGAUGCAUCAAGCUCUAAAGAGGCAGAGAAGUUGGCAAUUGAGAAAAUAAUGUCUGGUCCAUACGUCUCCCACCAAGCUUUUCCACAAGAACUUGAAGAGCUUGAAGAUGAUCUAGAAUUUAGGAACCAGGUCAGAUUUGUGGGGAACACUAAUAGUGGCCUCGUGGAAUCUUCAAUGCCAGAUUCAGCAGGAGCAGCUCUAGUACCAUCAAGCAAUGGAGCUGGUCCUUCCACCAGUUUACUUGCUAGCUGGGGUAUAGAGGAGUUAGAGCCUGUGGAACUUACUGCAUCCAUAUCAAUCCCAUCUGCGCCUGUGGUUCAGAGGAAGCCACUAAUAAGAUUGAACUUUACUUCCUUGGGGAAGGCUUCUGAUAAAAGUGGGUAAAGGGGUUAGUGAAGGUGGCGUGAGAAAGGUUUUAUGUAUGAUUAAUGAAGUUAAUUCUUCGCUUUAGUACCUUCCAUCCUCUUUGUAACUGUUAAGAUUUAUAGUUAAAUAAAGAAAUUUUGAGUUUUUAAAAAAUCUAGCUUUGACUUUUUGUAAAUGAAAUGUAGACGAGAAGCUGGAAACCUAGUUGCUAAAUACCAGUUGAGCUCUCGAGCAGAUGUUUUAUUGUUUGACCUUUUUUUAAUAAUGCAAGAGCAAUCAUUGCCAAUGAUACCAAUAAUUAUGUUUUGAUAUUU